CUUCCUUUCCAGAGUCACCAGUAAUGAUUUUCUUGUUGUUGAGGAAUCUGAGGAGGCGUGGCUUUGAAAAGUCAUGGUGAUGGAAAUACAAAGUACCAGUUUAGAGUAAUAUAAGAACAACAACAGCAACAAAAGGAGCCUGCCUCAGAGUUGAUGAGAUAUCCUCUGGGUUUAAUUGAUUGUGGCUCUUUCUGACAUUUCUCUGUGUUUGGGUUCUGGGCUUUGAAGAAACAAUUCCAGAUGGUGGGAGGAAACAGUUCUGGGCAGUUUGUGGAUACAACGUAUACCAAGAUCUUUGUGGGAGGGUUGGCCUGGGAGACGCAUAGAGAAACGAUGAAGCGUUAUUUUGAACAGUUCGGGGAGAUCCAAGAAGCAGUGGUGAUCACUGAGAGGAACACCGGACAAUCAAAGGGAUACGGCUUUGUCACGUUUAAGGACCUAGAUGCCGCAAUGAGGGCUUGUCAGGAUCCAUCGCCUAUCAUUGAUGGAAGGAGGGCUAACUGCAACCUUGCAUCACUUGGUGCAAAUCGCAAUCGACCACCAACUAUUCAACAUGGUAUGGCUGGGAAGUUCAGACCAGCACCCGGAUUGGUUGCUUCACCAUCUUGUCAUAGCUCCUCUUCCAUGUAUUUCCAUCAACCCACAGCUCAAUACGCAUUUCCUUAUUCUGCUUAUGGGUACUCUGGGUGUUCACAAGAAACUAUGUAUCCCGUGAACUAUUACAGUGUGUAUGGUGGGCAACAGUAUUCACCUUACUACACCACAGCAUCACCGGGGAUUUUCCAGAAUUUCUAUCCGUUCUAUGGCCAAUACAUACAGAGCAUCCUAGAGCAGGGUUUUGGAGCUCAUCGGUAUCAUCCUCCCCAAAUGGUACAGUACCCAUACGUCCCUCACCACUUGAAUGGUUCUCCGGGGAUCCUAUCACUCCCUUCUACUUCACUUGCCUCAACAACUACUACCAUAGGUCCGGCAACGACGAGUAUGACUGGAACAGUGUCCAGUACAUCGCAAGCCUCAGCAGCAGGGAAUAACAAUAGGGAACAGAAUCCAUCAGUUUAAUUUGUGAGAGGGAAAAAUGCCGUUUCAUUCCUGUUCUUUUCAACCUGGGUGGAACAUGGUCAUCACUUCACUGUCAUCAACAUCAUCCUUGAUUGGUAUUAGGAAAGUAGGAAAGUCCUCUAGUUGUCACUUGUUAGCAUGGAAAAUCUCUCUCUUUUUUUUUUUUCCUGGUAAGAAUGCGCAGUAGACAAACACUAGAUAUGCAAGGACUAACUGGCCCUGGGGAUUGGUUUUUUUUUUUUUAUCUCCAGACCACAUUUACCAAUUACCAGUAUUGGUUAAGUCUCUUACCCCGAAAAAAAAAAUACUGGUGAAGGUAAGAAGGCAAGCUUGGCUAUCUUAUCCAUUAAACUUGUAAUUCUUUUCUUUAUUCUUUUGUUAUUGCCCUCUUGUUUGUUGUAUGAUGAUCAUCAUCAUUCAUGAUAAAAUAUUUAAAGAAUGCAGGGUUAGUUAGGGAAGGCAUGUGGUGCCUUUUAAGUCU
Macadamia integrifolia is the source of this 1540-nucleotide messenger RNA. Its product is annotated as RNA-binding protein 38-like. The transcript has 6 exons. NCBI's taxonomy places the organism in Eukaryota, Viridiplantae, Streptophyta, Magnoliopsida, Proteales, Proteaceae. The record is from RefSeq and is a predicted model, not a curated record. Gene Ontology annotation, molecular function: RNA binding. The coding region runs from base 241 to 1059 and encodes 272 amino acids.